AUGGCAGCCCAGGUUGAGCACCAAGAGCAACACAGAAGGGCAUCUCAGCGUGUACUUUUGAAGUUUGGAGGUACUUCGGUUGGGAAGUUUUCGCAAGAAAUUGCCAGGAUCGCCUUCCUUUUGAAAGCUGCCCGAGAGGCAGUCAAACCAAAUUCAACUGGCCAUCGCGCCAUUGUCUCAGGUAUUCUGCAUGAGCACCUCAACACAGCGAAAUUCAAAAACCCCGAGAUCGAAGAAAGAUUAAAGCGGGACAUAUCUGCCGAAUGUAAUGCACUUGAAAAGCUGCUCGACUCGCUGCCGAAGAGAGAAGAUGUGCCUCCCGAGGCCGAGGACAAGAUCCUAAGUGUAGGGGAGAAGCUCAGUGCUCAAUAUCUAACGGCGCUUCUGGAAGAUCAUGGGAUACGGGCUCAAUAUCUUGAUUUGUCUGAUGUAAUUGAACCAAAUCUAGCGCCGUCGUUUAAUCAAGAAUUCUACCGAGAGGUCGCUCAUGCGAUAAGUCGGAGGAUUGAGCUCUGUGGUGACAAGGUACCGGUUUUAACCGGGUACUUCGGUCCUUUACCAGGAGGUUUGCUCAAGCAAUUAGGACGUGGGUACUCCGAUCUGUGCGCUGCGCUCGCUGCUGUCGGAACGAAAGCGAAGGAGCUACAGGUCUGGAAAGAAGUUUCAGGCGUCUACACUGCCGAUCCAAGCAAGGUUCCAACAGCCAAAUUAUUAUCAUCCAUUGACCCGAGAGAGGCCAAUGAGCUAACCUUCUACGGUUCUGAAGUAAUCCAUCAUUUCACAGUAGAGCAAUGUCUCCCUUCAAUCCCAAUCCGCAUCAAGAACGUCCUCGCGCCUCAAAGCCCCGGCACCCUUAUCACUCCAUCCUCCCAAGCCAACCUACAAUCCCAUCCCAAGCGCCCAACGGCCGUAACAGUGAAGCACCAAAUCACCGUCGUCAACGUCCACUCCCACCGCAAAGUCGAAGACGCAGAUUUCCUCGCGCAGAUCUGCAAGAUCCUUGCUUCUUGGUCACUGAACAUCGAUCUUUUCGAAAAGAACCAGUUCCAUAUCAGUCUCGCGGUGCACUCUAAGAUGCCAAUUAUCAAAGGUCCCGAGGACCGAGGCGGAGAACAGGAUGCAGAAGACCUGUUGAAUCAGCACAAGGACUUGCAACAUGCGAUUGAAGAGUUGAGUGAGUACGGGAGUGUGGACGUGGUGAAGAAUAUGGCUAUCAUCAGCUUGGUAGGACUACAGUUGAAGAGGAGUAUUGGGAUUGCGGGAAGGCUAUUUACGGCGCUGGGAGAUAACAAUAUCAACAUUGAGAUGAUCUCUCAAGGCGCAAGUGAGAUCAGCAUCUCGUGCGUGAUCGCGGAACGAGAAGCUCUCCGUGCUCUGAACGUGGUGCAUACGGAUCUGUUCACCUUUCUCGACUAG
Letharia lupina is the source of this 1416-nucleotide messenger RNA. RefSeq lists its product as uncharacterized. Gene Ontology annotation, molecular function: aspartate kinase activity. The record is from RefSeq and is a predicted model, not a curated record. The coding region runs from base 1 to 1416 and encodes 471 amino acids. NCBI's taxonomy places the organism in Eukaryota, Fungi, Ascomycota, Lecanoromycetes, Lecanorales, Parmeliaceae. The transcript is spliced from 7 exons.